Messenger RNA from Anopheles nili, 1635 nucleotides. RefSeq names its product set1/Ash2 histone methyltransferase complex subunit ASH2 (gene ash2). The record is from RefSeq and is a predicted model, not a curated record. The coding region runs from base 1 to 1593 and encodes 530 amino acids. NCBI's taxonomy places the organism in Eukaryota, Metazoa, Arthropoda, Insecta, Diptera, Culicidae. The transcript is spliced from 5 exons. Gene Ontology annotation, cellular component: Set1C/COMPASS complex. Gene Ontology annotation, molecular function: transcription cis-regulatory region binding; protein binding.
AUGGAGGCGGCUGAAGUGAAAGCUGAUAUCAAGAAGUCUCCCGCCGGGGAUGAGAAAUACAAUUGCUAUUGUGGGAAGGAAAGGAAUCUUAACAUCGUAGAGCUUCUUUGCGCUACUUGCAAUCGAUGGUUUCACGAAUCUUGCAUCGGAUUUCAGCUUGGUCGCCUGGUUCCUUUCAUGAUGAAUUAUGUUUUCGUAUGCAAAAACUGUUCCAUGACAGGUUUGGAAAGUUUUCGCAAAGUGCAAGCAUCAAUACCGCAAAUGUGUAUUACGGCUUUAGCAAACUUGCAACAAACCGCAAACAAGGAAGGUAAAACACGAUUGAUGUUCAGCAAAGACAAGGAUAUCAUUCCUUAUAUGGAUCACUACUGGGAAGCAAUGACGACCAUGGCCCGACGAUCAACUCAAUCAUGGUACGCCACCGUACAAAGAUCUCUCAUAAAAGACAUCAACACGUUGUUUUCGUACGAAGAAAGUAAUGAACACGGUCAAAUGUAUGGCCUAGCGAAUACGGAUGUAACUCAAAUUAAACCUACGUACGACGAAGCUACUGCAUUAGCUACACAGAAUUUUUCUAAAAGCAGGCAGCAGAAGCGGAAGCUCCCCAAUAACGAACAGAGUGGCGCGCCAGGAAAGAAGAGUCGCCUUGGUACUGAUGUUAGUGCUCUCGUGAAGCUGCCGGCUCAUGGUUAUCCCCUGGAGCACCCCUUCAACAAGGAUGGCUACCGGUACAUACUGGCUGAGCCAGAUCCUCAUGCACCGUUCCGGCAAGAGUUUGAUGAAAGUGCAGAUUGGGCCGGCAAGCCGAUUCCUGGAUGGUUAUACCGUGUGCUUUCACCAAAUGCCGUUCUAAUAGCUCUGCAUGAUCGUGCUCCUCAAUUGAAAGUGUCGGAGGACCGGUUAUCGAUUACAGGCGAGAAAGGUUAUUGCAUGGCUCGGGCUUCUCAUUAUGUUACAAAAGGAUGCUGGUACUGGGAAGCUACAGUAGAGGAUAUGCCCGACGGUUCUGCCUGCCGUUUGGGAUGGGGCCAGGAAUAUGCAAAUCUACAAGCACCUCUGGGGUAUGAUAAGUUUGGAUAUUCAUGGCGCUCUCGUAAGGGUACAAAAUUCCACGAGUCACAUGGAAAGCACUAUAGUGUUGGAUACGCAGAAGGUGAUACGUUAGGUUUUCUUAUAACGUUACCUAAUGAACAACAAACCAAUCAUACUUCGAACACAUUCAAAGAUCGACCCUUGGUGAAAUUUAAGAGCCACCUUUACUACGAGGACAAGGAUCGUGUUAAUGAAACGUUGAAAUCGUUGAAGGUGCAGCCGGGAAGUAAGAUUCAUUUUUUCAAAAACGGCAUCUGCCAGGGAGAAGCGUUCACAGACAUGUUCAAAGGCGCGUAUUAUCCGGCAAUAUCGUUACACAAAAACGUUACAAUCAGCGUGAACUUUGGACCCAAUUUUAAGCAUCCGGAAGCGAUGAAAGAAUACAAUGCAAAACCAAUGCACGAGCGAGUAGAAGAAAUGAUAUGUGAGCAGACGAUGGCCGAUAUGAUGUAUUUUACGGAGAACGAUGGAAAACUUCGCCUUGAUACAUACAGCAUUUGAACGGUUACAAAAAUCAUCGUCAGGAAUCACAAUAAAUGUUGA